GCUACCCGUGCGACACCUCCCCCUCCCCCUCCCCGGCGCAGGAAGGAUAUUUCCUGCCGCUCACCGCCCGCCGAACACUUCUGCUUCUACUUCUACUUGAGCGGAGCCUGCUGCGUUCCCACGGCCACCAGCCACUACGCCUGCUCCGCGGUUCCAUCAGCGCCUAGCUCCAAAAGGUCGUCAUUGAGAGGCUGCACCAAUGGGUUCCAUUCCUACUUAUUGUUCUUAUCAAACAAACAGUGUUGGUUCACUGAAACUGUCACCUCACAUCCAAUUCCAGCAAUCUUGUAACAAUGGAGUUAUGUUUGUAUCCAUGCGGAAUAAGACACAGCUGGCCAAAAGAAGAGCCACAAAUUAUGGAACUCAUCCUAAUUCUAGUAGGACUCCUGCACCUAUCGUAUGUUCAACUGGAAUGCCCAUAAUUUUCGUUGCCACUGAAGUGCACCCAUGGUGCAAAACUGGAGGCCUUGGUGAUGUCGUAGGAGGAUUGCCCCCAGCUCUGGCUGCAAUGGGGCACCGGGUUAUGACGAUAGCUCCUCGCUAUGAUCAGUACAAGGAUACAUGGGAUACAAAUGUUCUUGUUGAGGUAAUUGUUGGUGACAGAACAGAAACAGUGCGCUUUUUUCACUGCUACAAAAGGGGAGUUGAUCGUGUUUUUGUUGAUCAUCCUAUGUUUCUUGAGAAGGUAUGGGGCAAAACUGGAUCAAAAUUGUACGGGCCUACCACUGGAACAGACUUCCGAGAUAACCAGUUACGGUUCUGCCUUUUGUGCCUUGCUGCAUUGGAGGCUCCGAGGGUUCUUAAUCUCAAUAAUUCUGAAUACUUCUCUGGACCAUAUGGAGAAAAUGUUGUCUUCGUUGCAAAUGACUGGCACACUGCAGUUUUGCCAUGCUAUUUGAAGAGCAUGUAUAAGCAAAAUGGAAUUUAUGAGAAUGCCAAGGUUGCUUUCUGCAUUCACAAUAUCGCCUAUCAGGGCAGAUUUCCCAGAGCGGACUUCGAACUUCUUAAUUUACCUGAAAGUUUCAUGCCGUCAUUUGAUUUUGUUGAUGGGCAUGUUAAGCCAGUAGUAGGGAGAAAGAUUAACUGGAUGAAGGCAGGGAUCACUGAGUGUGACGUGGUCCUUACAGUUAGUCCACAUUAUGUCAAAGAACUCACUUCUGGCCCAGAGAAAGGUGUUGAGUUGGAUGGCGUCCUUCGUGCAAAGCCUCUUGAAACUGGAAUUGUAAAUGGAAUGGAUGUUGUUGAUUGGAAUCCAGCAACAGAUAAGUACAUCAGUGUCAAAUACAAUGCAACAACGGUGGCAGAAGCAAGAGCUCUCAAUAAAGAAAUACUGCAAGCUGAAGUUGGAUUGCCUGUGGACUCUAGCAUACCUGUUAUAGUUUUCAUUGGACGUCUUGAAGAACAGAAAGGGUCAGACAUACUAAUUGCAGCCAUACCGGAGUUUCUCGAGGAGAAUGUUCAGAUAAUUGUUCUCGGCACAGGGAAGAAGAAAAUGGAGGAGGAACUGAUGCUGCUAGAAGCGAAGUACCCACAGAAUGCCAGAGGCAUAGCAAAAUUCAAUGUCCCAUUGGCGCACAUGAUGUUCGCCGGGGCUGAUUUCAUCAUUGUUCCAAGUAGGUUUGAGCCAUGUGGCCUCAUCCAAUUGCAAGGGAUGAGAUAUGGAGUGAUUCCCAUCUGUUCAUCCACCGGAGGACUUGUUGACACGGUGAGGGAGGGUGUCACCGGAUUCCACAUGGGUUCGUUCAAUGUCGAGUUUGAAACCGUCGAUCCAGCAGAUGUCGCGGCAGUCGCUUCGAAUGUCACACGAGCUCUGAAACAGUACAAAACACCGUCGUUCCACGCAAUGGUUCGGAAUUGCAUGGCACAGGACCUAUCUUGGAAGGGACCGGCAAAGAAGUGGGAGGAGGCACUUCUUGGCCUAGGAGUCGAGGGAAGUCAGCUGGGCAUCGAGGGCGAGGAGAUCGCUCCACUUGCGAAACAGAAUGUGGCCACUCCCUGAAAUCUCCAAAUAUUAGGGAGAGUGUUCUAAGAUUCGACAAAAUAAUGAGGUUGCUAAAGAUGAAGCUGUAUUCAUCUAGGCUUUGCCAUUUCUCUACUACUCCAUGUGUAACAUACUACCACCUGAAUUUCAACAAGACAAGUAUGCAUCCUUA
This is a messenger RNA of Aegilops tauschii subsp. strangulata, 2153 nucleotides long. RefSeq names its product granule-bound starch synthase 1b, chloroplastic/amyloplastic. Lineage: Eukaryota; Viridiplantae; Streptophyta; Magnoliopsida; Poales; Poaceae. Gene Ontology annotation, molecular function: alpha-1,4-glucan glucosyltransferase (UDP-glucose donor) activity. The record is from RefSeq and is a predicted model, not a curated record.